Bombyx mandarina (wild silkworm) is the source of this 948-nucleotide messenger RNA. RefSeq lists its product as uncharacterized. Gene Ontology annotation, molecular function: chitin binding. Gene Ontology annotation, cellular component: extracellular region. The record is from RefSeq and is a predicted model, not a curated record. Lineage: Eukaryota; Metazoa; Arthropoda; Insecta; Lepidoptera; Bombycidae.
AUGUGGUUUAAACUAAUAAUUAUUUCUGUUUUCGGUGUGGGUUGUUCGGUAACGACCUCCUUUGAUCUACGCGGGGUUGUGAACGGCAAUCGCAUGGCCGCAGUCCCCCUUGGCAUAUCCCCAGGUUUUGGAGAGCUGGACGUCGAGGGUAUCUGCACAAAAUCCGGAGUCGCAUGCCUGAAUUGUACGCAGGCCAUCACGUGCAUAGCAUUGCCGGGGGGCUGGUUGAAGGUCCCUUUAGAGAGCUGUACAUCGGACACCACUUGCAACGCCCUCCUGGGAGGUUGUUCCAAGGAGUCCGUACCAGAGUGUGACGUCACGAAUCAAAGAUUCCACCACAGCUGUGAACAGGUCGGCGUGUUCCCUGACGCUCACGACUGCAGGAAGUUCCACCUGUGCUCGCCUCCUGAAGGUUUGCCCGACGGGAGACCAGCUGACCACAGAGCCGCGUUGUGCCCGAGACAUUACGGAUACGACCCCAGAACCGCACAAUGUUCGGUACCUUUAGAGCACGGGCAAUGUAACCAGAGACCAGUACCCAAAUGCUUAACGGUCGGCCAAAACGGACGGCUGAGUGGCAGCCCUAACCACUACUACGUGUGCUUAGAUAAGCAUGGCUAUCUUCACCCGCAAGUUUUCGUAUGCCCUCACGGUUGGAUCUUUCGCGAGGCAUUCUGCUACCCUGAAAACGUCAUCAACAGCGCAUCAGACGAUUCGGCCAGCUCUGAAGAAAUCAAGAGUACAACUAUGAGGACUACCAGUACCAGUACCACAACGAAAUCAGAGGGAUUCUUCUCGACGGAGAAGUCGACGACUUAUCCGGCCGACACGUUUUUGGCCGACAAGUUUGACUUUAGUAAUUACGAAAGCGUAGACGAAACAAAAAAUCAAAGCGGUGACAGUUUCCUAACUUCCCUCGAAAGCUUCGGGGACUAUAAUUUUAAUUAG